Penicillium brevicompactum is the source of this 1929-nucleotide messenger RNA. RefSeq names its product ABC-F family ATP-binding cassette domain-containing protein. Bases 1 to 1929 code for a protein of 642 amino acids. The transcript has 5 exons. Gene Ontology annotation, molecular function: ATP binding; ATP hydrolysis activity. The record is from RefSeq and is a predicted model, not a curated record. NCBI's taxonomy places the organism in Eukaryota, Fungi, Ascomycota, Eurotiomycetes, Eurotiales, Aspergillaceae.
AUGGCCGAGAAACUCAUACCUGGCAUCCCACAUGCGACCCGCAUCGCUAUUCUGCAACAAACCGACGAGCAAGAAGAGACAUACGGCGCUGUUCUCAACCAGGACAAAACAGUUCUGGAGGCAGUUAUCAGCAGUGAUGAAUCCAGAAAUGAGGCGGUUCGAAUGGCUGAUUUCCUCUCGAGGAGCUUUGAGACCGAGGACCCCAUGCAGCCUGUGAAGGCGAUCCGCAAGAUCCGACACCAGAAAGCCGAGAAGCACCUUUUCCUCGCCCACAAGAAUGCAAGCUUGAAGAGUGGAGCUCGGGGCCUACAGGCGAGGAAGGAAUUGAAAGCCGCGGAAGUGAAACUCGAGGCCGCCACGGAGUUAUUGGCCCAGGAUACAGAUGCAAUUGAAGCGGAAACAGUUCAGUCAGACACGCAAGCGGCUGUUGAGACACUGCAGAGUCUGCAGUCCCAGUUGGAAGACAUGAAACUCGCCGACCUGGAACAACAGGCUCGGCGCAUCCUCGUCGGUCUUGGCUUCAAGGAAGAGGCAUUUGAGAAAAAGAUCUCGACACUCUCGGGAGGCUGGCGCAUGCGAUGCAUGCUCGCUAGUGUUCUUGUCCAAGACCCGGACAUUAUGAUCCUGGACGAGCCAACCAACUUCCUGGAUCUGCUCGGAGUUGUAUGGUUAGAGAAUUACUUGAAACAGCUCCGCGACACAUCGGAGACAACCAUCGUCUUGGUCUCGCACGACAGGGAUUUCAUUAAUGCAGUUUGCGAGGAGAUCGCCAUCAUCCGAGAUCAGAAGUUGACAUAUUUCAAAGGGAACCUCUCAGCAUACGAGGAAGAUUUCGAGGCACAGAAGCUCUACAUGGGACGUAUGAAGGAGGCCCAGGAGCGACAGAUCGCGCAUAUGGAGUCGAGUAUCCGCGAGAAUAUGAAGCUAGGCAAGAAGACCGGUGACGAGAACAAGCUGAGACAAGCCAAGUCACGUCAAAAGAAGGUCGAUGACCGGAUGGGUCUUCAGGUCAGUGCGAGCGGGGGUAGAUUCAAGUUGAAUCGCGAUUUGGUUGGAUGGCAUGAACACAAACGGGCGGAGAUCGAUGUCCCCGAAGAUGAAAGAGGCGCAACGAUGAGUCUUCCUGAUGCAACGGAGCUGCGGUUCCCGGGUCCGCUUGUUUCAGCGGAGGACGUGGUGUUUCAGUACAAGAAGACCGAUCGCAUUAUUCUGGAUACCGUGAACCUGGUGGUUCACCUUGGUGAUCGUGUUGGGAUCAUGGGACUUAAUGGAUCUGGAAAGACUACGCUGCUACGUGUUUUGACGGGACAGGCUGUUCCAUCCAAGGGCAAAGUCUCGACCCACUCCCGUCUGAAGGUAGGCUACUAUAGCCAACACUCGGUAGAGGAGUUGCAAGAGCGUGGCCGGGCGGAGCCUAGUAUGACUGCGCUGAGCAUGCUGACGGCUGAAACCGAGGGGACCCUCAAUGAGGGUGCCAUCAGAGGGCUAUUGUCUUCAAUGGGGUUAGCGGGUCGCAUUGCAUCUGAUGUGCCUGUGGCCAAGCUCUCCGGCGGACAGUUGGUUCGCCUUGCGCUGGCUCGCAUUGUUUGGAGUGCACCACAGCUUCUCAUCCUUGAUGAAAUCACCACGCAUCUGGACUUCUACACGGUCACUGCAUUAGCCACGGCUUUAUCGUCUUUCAAUGGCGCCGUGCUUUUGAUUUCACAUGAUCGAUUCUUGGUGCGGUCGGUCAUCGAAGGUAAGCGAGACACAGACCAUAAGCUCGACGAAGACUUCGAAGGACUAGAGUCAGAAAAAGCCGAAGAGACGCAAAGGCGUCGGUCGGUGUACGUGAUCAAGCAAGGCAAGAUGGUAGAACAGAAGAACGGGGUGGAACAGUUCGAGCAGAGUUUAGUAAAGCGAGUGCAGAAACUGCUGCCCGCUAUUUAG